AUGGCCGGCGCGGGCGUGACGACGACGGGGUCGCCGUGCGGGGCGUGCAAGUUCCUGCGGCGCCGAUGCGCGGCGGAGUGCGUGUUCGCGCCCUACUUCUGCGCGGAGGACGGCGCGUCGCAGUUCGCGGCCAUCCACAAGGUGUUCGGCGCCAGCAACGCGGCCAAGCUGCUGCAGCAGGUGGCGCCGGGGGACCGGAGCGAGGCAGCCGCCACGGUGACCUACGAGGCGCAGGCCAGGCUGCGCGACCCCGUCUACGGCUGCGUCGCCCACAUCUUCGCGCUGCAGCAGCAGGUGGUGGCGCUGCAGGCGCAGGUGGCGCACGCCAGGACGCAGGCGCAGCUGGGGGCGGCGACGGCGAUGCACCCGCUGCUCCAGCAGCAGCUGCAGCAGCAGGCGUGGCAGGUGGCGGCCGCCGCGGAGCAGCACGACCACCAGUCCAUGACGUCCACGCAGAGCAGCUCCGGCUGCUACAGCGGCGCCCACCAGCGCUCCGACGGGUCCUCGCUGCACGGCGCCGAGAUGUACUGCGGCUACGGCGAGCAGGAGGAAGGCAGUUACUGA
Molecule: messenger RNA, 564 nt
Organism: Triticum turgidum subsp. durum (durum wheat)
Lineage: Eukaryota; Viridiplantae; Streptophyta; Magnoliopsida; Poales; Poaceae
Source: the annotation of a GenBank genome assembly